Molecule: messenger RNA, 2244 nt
Organism: Pyrus x bretschneideri (Chinese white pear)
Lineage: Eukaryota; Viridiplantae; Streptophyta; Magnoliopsida; Rosales; Rosaceae
Product: inactive LRR receptor-like serine/threonine-protein kinase BIR2
Exons: 1
Coding region: 133-1938 (601 amino acids)
Biological process (GO): protein phosphorylation
Molecular function (GO): protein binding; ATP binding; protein kinase activity
Source: RefSeq, a predicted model, not a curated record
AAACAAAUUUGACCAAGAAGUAUCAUAUUCAAUUCAUACAUGCAAAGUUGACUGAAAAGUUCGGAUCUUUGAGCAUUUCAGACAUCACCAAGAAGAACCCACAAUUUGUUUUUCCUGCUGAAUUGCCCGGAUAUGGAUUCCCGCAUCGCCAGGAUUUGGAUUCCGGUACUGUUAUGGGGCUGUAUGAGCACCCAUUUCGGCUCUUACGCCGCCGUGGUCGAAGACGACGUGAGGUGCCUUCAGGGGCUGAAGCAGUCGCUGAAUGACCCGCUCGGAAACCUGGCGUCUUGGGAUUUCAAGAACCACACCGUCGGAUUCAUCUGCGAUUUCGUCGGCGUCACCUGCUGGAACGAUCGGGAGAAUCGGAUCUUUAGUCUGGAGCUCCGAGACAUGGAGAUCACCGGCGAGGUCCCGAGGGAUAUCGAGUACUGCGCCAGCCUCACGAAGCUGGAUCUCGGCGGGAACGAGAUUUCCGGGCCGAUUCCCCCGAAUAUUUGCGAUUGGUUGCCGUUUUUGGUGACCCUCGAUUUGUCUGGGAACGACUUUUCCGGCGCGAUCCCGCCGGACCUGCAGCACUGUGAGUAUCUGAACAUUCUGAUCCUUUCGGAUAACAAGCUUUCGGGUCCGAUUCCCUAUGAAUUUUCUAGCUUGGGUAGGCUUAAGACGUUUUCAGUGGCGAAUAAUAAGUUGAAGGGGUCUAUCCCUUCGUUUUUCGACGGGUUUGAUAAGGCGGAUUUUGCCGGGAACAGCGGGCUUUGCGGCGGGCCGCUUGGGUCGAAGUGUGGUGGUCUCAGCAAGAAGAGUGUUACUAUUAUAAUUGCUGCCGGAAUUUUUGGCGCGGCGGCGUCUUUGCUGGCUUUUUUGGGGCUGUGGUGGUGGUACCAUUUGAGGCUGAGUAAGCGGUGGAGGACGGGAGGUUAUGGUGUUGGGAGGGAGGAUUGGGUUGAGAGGUUGAGGGCUCAUAAGCUUACUCAGGUUUCCUUGUUUCAGAAGCCACUUGUGAAGGUUAAGUUGGCGGAUUUGAUGGCGGCUACCAAUAAUUUUAGCCCGGAAAAUGUGAUCAUUUCGACCAGGACAGGGACAACUUACAAGGCUCUGCUGCCUGAUGGGUCGGCGCUGGCCAUUAAGCGGCUUAGUGCUUGUAAGCUUGGUGAGAAGCAGUUUCGGUUGGAGAUGAACCGGUUAGGACAGCUUAGACAUCCGAAUUUGGCCCCCCUUUUGGGGUUCUGCAUUGUGGAGGAGGAGAAGCUUUUGGUGUACAAGUACUUGUCGAGUGGGACUUUGCAUUCGUUGUUGCACUUAAGUGGUGAGGGAUUGGAUUGGUCGACUAGGUUUAGGAUCGGUUUGGGUGCUGCCAGGGGACUUGCUUGGCUUCACCACGGUUGCCAACCUCCGAUUAUGCAUCAGAACAUAUGCUCCAAUGUGAUCCUCCUCGACGAGGAUUUUGAUGCUAGGAUAAUGGAUUUUGGAUUGGCAACGCUCACGGCUUCUGAUUCUAAGGAGAGCAGUUUCGUUAACGGUGACUUGGGAGAACUCGGUUAUGUAGCUCCAGAGUAUCCGAGUAGUCUGGUUGCUUCACUGAAAGGGGACGUUUAUGGACUAGGAAUUGUGCUUCUGGAGCUGGCAACUGGGCAAAAGCCUCUCGAAGUCAGCACUGCUGAUGAAGGUUUCAAGGGUAGUGUAGUGGAUUGGGUGAAUCGUCUCUCUAGUUCUGGUCGAACCAAGGAUGCCAUCGAUAAAGCUCUCAUCGGAAAAGGGCAUGACGAGGAAAUUUUGCAGUUUCUGAAGAUUGCUAGUAGUUGUGUGAUUUCUCGGCCUAAGGACAGGUGGUCUAUGUACCAGGUUUACCACGCAUUGAAGAGUAUGAGCAAAGAACACAGUUUCAGGGAACAAGACGACGAGUUUCCAUUGCUUUUUCGCAAUCCAGAUAAGGAAUAAGGAUUCCGCUUAAACUCAAAUAAAACGGAGAGAGAUGACAAAUGGUUGCAGAAUUCCAUAUCGAGGUAAUUUAUUAUAAGGUUCAUAUAUGUUAAUCGUACGAUGUGAUCUCGAUUUUAAUUAGUUAGCUGUAUAAUCCAAUAAACAAGCUAUAGGUCCUGCAUCCCACGAAAUUUUUUCGUUAGAGAUCCAGCGACAUUUACAAUAUGCUUUCCAGUUCUUCGCCAUGGAAAAUUGGAACGAAAGAUGACAACGGAACUUCUAGUGUAAUAUAUUGUAUGCAAACAGUUAAAUCCUUGCCUUCUA